This is a messenger RNA of Contarinia nasturtii (swede midge), 5559 nucleotides long. It is a transcript of the gene Sara, whose product is annotated as zinc finger FYVE domain-containing protein 9. The record is from RefSeq and is a predicted model, not a curated record. Gene Ontology annotation, molecular function: metal ion binding. The transcript is spliced from 15 exons. The coding region runs from base 940 to 5304 and encodes 1454 amino acids. Gene Ontology annotation, biological process: endosomal transport. NCBI's taxonomy places the organism in Eukaryota, Metazoa, Arthropoda, Insecta, Diptera, Cecidomyiidae. Gene Ontology annotation, cellular component: early endosome membrane.
UAGUAGUAUUUUCCUUUAAACUUCUCAUUUUUUUGUUUUUUUUUGUUCAUUUUGGUCAAAUAAAACGAAGAAUGCAAUUUCAUUGAAUGUGAUCUGUUUUGGUGAAACUUAUCGCAUCUGAUGAGUGUAAAAGUGUCGCAGAAAUAAGAAAAGAAAAAUAGUGAACCAAAUAAAAAGAGUAACGCUUCAAGUUUCUAUUAUAAUUUCGAUAAUAAAGUGAUAAUAAAAAGAAACAACAUAACAUAGUGUAACGCGGAUUUUAAAUCCAUUGAGAGAAGUAGUGCAAACUUUACUUUUGACUGACACAAAUACAGAGGCCAAGUAAACAACAGGAAAUCCAAACAAAGAAAUUAGUCAAUUUGGAAUUGCUGAUUUGGAAAACUAAUUGACCAGAAUAAAUUGAAUAUCGGCGCAAUUUAUCGUGUAUGAUUUGGUGUUCAUAUUGCAUGAAACAAGUGUACAUAUUAAAUUUGGUAUACCGAACGAGUUUUCUGUUGUUGUGUGUUUUUUUUUUCUUCGUCGUUUGUGUCACAAGAGUUUGCAAAUCAAAUUAUAUUAUCUUUAUAUGUGGAUGGGGAAUGUGCAAAUAACCUCAUUGCUGCUGCUGCUUUUUGUUGACAAAUAACGACAUAAAGACAUAUUAUGUAUAUAUGAGAGAACAAUUUGUGUAGAAAUAAAAAUGAACAUGUAUUCUCAUAUGAUUUUCGCUUAUAAUUAGACAAUAAAUGAUUCAUAAUAUAAUGAAAUUGUGAUUCUGUGCUGUCGAAGUGUAACAAAAUAAGAAAGAAAUAAAAGAAGAAUAACGUUUCACACUGCAACAGGAACAAAAAAAAUUGUUUUUUUUUUUUGUUGUUUUCUCCACCAAAAAUACGGAGAAAAAACCUUAACGCCGCACACCACUAUUUUAUUGAAUUUGCUUAUGCACGUCUUUAGCAACGAAUGAAAAAAAUGGAUAUCGUUGAUAUCAAUAAGGUUUUGGAUGAUCUUGAACUCAACGAAGAACAGCAUUCAAAGCUGAAUAAAUCGUCAACAAACAAUGACAAUUCAACGGGCAAACAGCAACAACAGCAACCGGAUUUGUAUUCAUCAUAUAAAUAUGGACAAACAACAAGCGGACCACCACCAUCCGUGGUCGCAACGACAACCAGUUCGACAAUGGCGGCUGCACCACCACGAAUCACAAAAACCAAUUUUGUUAAAGUUUCCAAUGUUUUUAACAGUUUAAGUGAAUAUAUGAAUGCCGGAAUUGAAGCGGUAAAAAUUGUUGAAGAAAAUGAGCCGCAUAAUAUGAAUUUGUCGUCAUCAAAAGAGACAUUUGUAACUUCCAAUUCGUCAAAAUUUAUCAAAAAUGUCAACAAUGAAUCAAGUGGUAAUCAUUCAUAUUUUGAUGAAUCGACCGUAUUAAAUAGUCGUGGAUUUGAGCCAGAUUUUUCAACGCCAAAUUUUGAAAAUCCAGCAUAUCCAAAUAAUGUAACAACAUCAGCAGCAUAUGAACCAGAGAUGAAUGCCCCGAUAUUACCUGUGUUAAAACAAUCCAAUCAAUUUGUACCAGCUUCAGUUUCCGAUCAAAUUAUACCAACAUCACUGUACGAAGGUAGCAAAAAUAUCCAAAAUCUCACGACGAGUUCAAAUCACAACAAUGACGACGACGACGAUGAUGAUGAUGACGAUUCCAAUGACGAUGAGGAGAAUGAAGAUGAUGAUUCAAUGUCAAGUGAAUCGGACGAUUCGAAUAGUGAUGUAUACGAUGAAAAAACGAGUGUUGAAAUUGAUGAUGGAAAUACGGUCGAUACAGCGGCUGAUUCGAUGGAAAUACGAACGGAAUUGUCAUCGGUUGUGCCACCAACAUCAAUAUCAUUGGAAAUAACACCAUCACAUGAAACGGAUACAGCACUGCCCGAUGCGCAUGAUGAAUCUAGUGAAUUGUUAGCAAACGAGUUACAAAGCAAUGAUAAUGCAGCAAUGCCUGAAGUCGAUCAAUGUGCCGCAGAACAAGUAAAAAAUGCAACCGUUUUUGAUAAUAAAAAUCAAACAUUGGAAAAGAAUAAUCGACCAGAAACGGUAUCAUUGUCCGAUGAUCGUUUUAUAAAACCAAUUACAUUUGAAACGGCUGCAACGAUGGAUGAUGUAUCUGAUACUGAAUUGGAGAGUUAUUUGCAAGAGCUUGAAGAUUUAGAAGAUCCAAAUCCAAUUUUAAUCAAAUCGAAAAAUGAUACGGUUAAAAGUGCCAUUAAUUCCCUAAAAUCCGAUGAUAUUGAACCAUAUGCAAAUGACGUUGGUUACGAUGGUGAACAAAUGAUUGAAAACAUUGCCGACAUAAAUCAAGCACAUGAAAUAAUCAAUCAAAUUGCCACCAAAGAUGAUCGCAAUGCGGACAGUUUUUCACAAGCAUCAACCGUUGAAUUUGGCGAAGUAAAUGCAACCACAUCAAGCAAUGAACAAAUACCAAAUGUUAUACAUUCGGAUCAACCAAUUGAAUCGGGCCAAAGUAUUAAUUCGGUUUUAAAUGUUGAACCAAUCAACGACCUUGAAAUUGAUAUGCAAACCAAUCCACCAAAUGAAAAUGAUAAUGAAUUGAAUGUGAAUUGUAAAGAACAUGAAUUUUCAUCGGAUUUAGAAAAUCAUACAAAAUGCUCGGAAUGUGAAUUGGAUCAACAAGCGGCUGGCAUUGCAAAACGACCAAAUUCAUUAAAUUUACAAAAUUGUAAUUCAACAUUGAUCGAACAAUCGCAACGACAACAACCACAAGAUCCAUCUGGUUCGGCAAUGAAUUACACGAAUGACGGUAAUGCCGGCAGCACACCUGCCGCAUUCGGACAGUUUUUAUCGUCGUCCAUUUCAUCAGAUGAUUCCAAUAUUAUCAACGAUAAUAAUCAAAUGAUUAAUCAGCUGGAAAACAGUCAAUCAAAUAUGGACAGUGAGUCAGCAAAUGAGUCGAAUGUGAGUGAGAACUAUGCAGAACAAUCAAUUUCAUCGAAUCUUACGAAUGUAGCAAACAUUUCCAUGAAUCAAAUUGGUAAAAUGGCACCAUAUUGGGUGCCAGACAAUAUGACCGUAUUUUGUAUGCAGUGCAAUCAAAAGUUUUCAUUCAUAAAACGUCGCCAUCAUUGUCGUGCUUGCGGUUUGGUGCUCUGUUCGGCGUGCUGUUCAUUGAAAGCAAAACUAGAGUAUCUUGGUGAUGUUGAAGCUCGAAUUUGUAUACAAUGUGAUAUAUUAUUGAAUCAAAACAGGGAUCCGAAUCGGAAUUUAGGCGAUCCGCAAUCCGCUGGUGUUGAUUCAGCUGCAAUGGUUAAUUCACCGUAUGGUGAUAUGCCAUCGCCAAUGGCGCGUUCACCAAAUCCAAAUAAUCCAAUGGAAUAUUGUUCAGUUAUUCCACCACAUCAACAAGUGAAUCAAGGGUCGGCAGCUGCACCAAUUUCCGUAAUGGUGCCGGUCGGGGUAUUGAAGCGUGAAGGUGUUCCAUCAAAAUCACAACGCAAAGAGAAAAAUGUAAUGUUCAGCGAUGGCAUUCGGCCCGGCUGUGAUUUAACCGAUUUAGAUAAUAGUUGGGAUACACGCCCAAACGGUAGAAAUGGCGAACUAUCAUCACCAUCACUACCCGAAAUGAAACAAACAUCGAAAUCAAAGACGAACACCAAUUUAAAAUUGCCGUCGAUUGAUCCGAAAACAAAUUCAUAUAUUCCACCAUCGAUACCAGCGAAUGGCGGUGCAAGCGAUAAUAAAUUGCCACCGAUUUGCGUUUCGACACGAACUGAAUUCAAAUAUGCCGAUGUAACCAAUAACGAACAACUUAUUGAACGUCUACAAAAUCAACAGCUUAAAUUUAUGUUACAACGAAAUUUCUAUGUUUUAGUCAAAAUAGUUAAAUUAACGUGUUGUAUAAAUAAGGCUGUGAUUAAUUUCACAACGCAAGGAAUGCAUUUGGUUGGCCAAGAUGAAAUUGUUAUUUUACUUGAAUUGGAUACAUCGAAUGAAUUGCCCAAGGACAUUUUUAUCCAUUUGAAUGAAAUCUACAGGGAUGCCGAUAAAGGUCAAGCAGUAACGGAUUUAAGCUUUUCGAUGGCAAGUACCACGCCAUUCUUGGGAUCAAAGGAACAUGGCGGCUUUCUAUUUAUUCGAACCACAUUUCAAUGUAUGCAAAAUAUAAUAAUACCGGAAAAUCCAUAUUUGAUUGGAAUUCUAAUACAUCGAUGGGAGGUGCCAUGGGCAAAAAUAUUUCCAUUGCGUUUAAUGUUACGUCUUGGAGCAUUACAUCGCUAUUAUCCAUCGCCUCAUGUUUCGGUACGCGGUCGAAAUUCGGUUUAUGCUGAAAUUGCACAAACAAUCAUCAACUUUUUGGCCGAUUUUCGAACAUAUUCAUAUACAAUACCAACCAUUCGUGGUAUGUACAUUCACAUGGAAGAUCGUCGAACAAACGUGCUCAUUCCGCGAAAUCGAUACGAUCAAGUGAUGAAAGCAUUGAACAAUUCAAGCGAUCACAUUUUUGCACUGGCUGCAAAUUUUUCCGAAUUGGCAGACGGUCAUUUGGUGUGUGUUCAAAACACAGAAUCCGGUUGUGCUGAAACACAUGCCUAUUCAACGCAAGCCAUUAACAUACAGGGUAAACCAAGAAAAGUGACUGGUGCCAGUUUUCUUGUGCUGAAUGGAGCUUUAAAAACCACAUCUGGCCUAUCUGGAAAAUGUAGCAUUGUUGAAGAUGGCCUUAUGGUGCAAAUUCUUCCAAAGAAAAUGGCAGCUAUUCAACAAGCACUGAAAACAAUGAAAGACAUUGACAUUGUUUGCGGUCCCAUUGACGGCGAUGAAUCACAAACUGAACUUGUUUGCAUUCAAUGGGUUGAUAAUGAUACUGAUUUUAAUGUUGGUGUAAUUUCCCCAAUUGAUAAAAAACCUAUGGAUGGAAUACCAAGUAUAAGAGUUCAUCAUGGAUUAGAUUUUGCCAAUUCCAAUCAUAUCAUUCGAUGGACAGAAGUUUUCAUUUUGAAGUCUGAUGAUGAAUCGGCACAUGGCAGAGAUCCAAUAGAUAUGAGCAAAUUGUCCGAGCAAAUAGCUCGAAGUGCAUCAAUGGCAUUGGUUUCGUUCUUGGACUUGUUGGCCACAAAUGGUAUGACAAAGUUGGCAAUUCGAGCAACAUUUGAUCAAGAUCAGGUGUGCUAUGAGGCUGGCUCACACUAUGACAAAUUGGCACCAUUAUACAUGAAUGCUUUGGACAAUGAACUAAUACCAACACUACAUCGACAGGCGACCAAUUUACAAUUGGAUCAAACAAUUAGCUUAGAAUUAAUAUUUCACAUCAUGGAUGUAUAAAAACAAACAUAUAUACAAAUUAUGCUAAUCAAGGAACCAACCAACCGGCCCAAUGUUUGCUCAGUAUAACAAUCGUUUCUCUGAUUUGCACUUGACAACAACAACUGGACCGUAUUUUCAAAACGAAAAAGAAAAAUCGAUUGAUUGCGUGGAUAAACUGCACACGCCAUAAUGAUAAACAAAACAAACAAAAAAAAACAUAUGAACAAUCUUAACAAAUGAUUACCUGUGAUAGAAAAUUUACUGAAAAAAAAA